UAUAAAGCACUUUGAGAUAUGCUGAGGUUGGGAAAGGUGCUAUAGAAAUACAGGUUUUUUUAUUUGUGGGGAAGAUUCCUUGAAGUAGGUAACCUUUGGAAUGGCCUAUGAUGAUGUUGCCAAAUUUUAAAGUUGUGCUCUUUCUACAUCUCACACUGUAAGCAGUCUGCGUGAAAUCAAGUCACAGUUCCAGCUGAAUCUGAUGGUGCAACUCGUGUUGAAACAAGGCCAAGUCGAGGUGAUGAACAGUGACUUCAUCCCUGACUAUUCCAAUUCCAUUUUCCUGCAUAAAGGCGUCGUGGAGGAUCUGAACAGCACCAUUCAGUUAUUAGGAGAAAAGAAAGUGGCCAGUAUGGUGGAACGCAAGGACUUCAGGAAAAAAAUUGUUCAGGUGGAGUGGGAAUGCCAGAAGAUGCUAAUGCAAAUGGAUGACUUGCAUAACAAGAUCCGAGACAUCCUGAAAUUGAAGAUCAGCAAACAGGCACAGAUGUAUCUAAGGGAGGCGAAUUAUGAGUCUCAAAUCAUUGCACACAUUAUGGGAAUGGAACGUUCAGUUCAAGGUCAGGAGAAGUUCCACAGCAAGGUUCUCAAAAAGAAACAGGAUGCUAUCAAAGAGCUGGAGAAGCAGAUUACACAGCUGAAACAGGAGAUGAAUGUGAUAGAUCACCAGUUGAAAGAACAACAUAUUUCUGUCAGUGAGAGGCAAAAUAUCCAGGAGAUGACCAGUAAGUUCAAAAUAACAUAUUGAAUUGAUAGAACCAAUUAGUUUUUGAGACAACUCAGUCAUAAUCUGCUUUACUUGUGCUCAGAUUGAUAUUACGCAAACACUGUACACACAGUUAGCAAGGAGUAUGUGGUUCCAGAGGAUUUGGACACUUGAAAAAGAAAUUUAACAGGGCCAAAGGGUGAGAGCUAAGCAGUGGGUUAAAUUGGAUUGCUCAAAGAACUGGCACAGGUAUAAUGAGUUGAAUACUUACCCUCCCUCUUCUGUCACACCUUCUGUGCAGUAUCAUGGUGGGACAAACAAAAAGUGGCAUUUUAUAAACAUCUCGCUGUGUCUUUCAGAGCAUUUCAAAAUGCAUCAUAUUGCAGCGAGUAAAACCGCAAAUAUUGCAGCUAAUUUUGCAAGAUUCAACAAAUAGUUUAAUGCAUGAAAAAUAAUAGAGACUUUUGGAGCCAAGAUAGGGAGAGCCGAAGAUUCUCUGCUGUAGAUCUAGCCUUAGGUAUUUCAGUCAUUGACUUGAAAGGAAUGUUGAUGAAGCCAACACAGAACUCUACUUUUUUGUCAGACAGUGCUCGAUUAAGGUAGGUUAAAGAUUAGCUGAAUCAAAACUGCAAGGAGUCAACACCAGAAACUCAUAAAAUUUAAGAAUUGUUGAUCGGUAAAUUGUUGCAGGGAAUCCCGAAGGACCGGAUUUACAUGUAUUUGGAAAGGCAAGGACUGAUUAGGGAUAGUCAACAUGGCUUUGUGUGUGGGAAAUAGUGUCUGACUACCUUAAUUGAGUUUUUU
Messenger RNA from Rhincodon typus (whale shark), 1510 nucleotides. Its product is annotated as cilia- and flagella-associated protein 43-like. The transcript has 4 exons. Gene Ontology annotation, cellular component: axoneme. The record is from RefSeq and is a predicted model, not a curated record. The coding region runs from base 203 to 748 and encodes 181 amino acids. Gene Ontology annotation, biological process: cilium assembly. NCBI's taxonomy places the organism in Eukaryota, Metazoa, Chordata, Chondrichthyes, Orectolobiformes, Rhincodontidae.